UCGCCGCCAUCCUAAUCAGUUUCCAAAGGCACGCGGAAUGGCAGAGUCGGGAGGUGAAGGUGCGACCACGAAGUGGUUCGAUGUUACUGUACUCGAGAAAGAAAGUCCGUUACCGGAGGGACGGUUACUGUUGGAAGAAGAGAAAGGAUGGGAAGACGACGCGAGAGGAUCACAUGAAGCUGAAGGUUCAGGGUGUCGAGUGCAUCUACGGCUGUUACGUGCACUCGGCGAUCCUCCCGACGUUUCACCGCCGAUGCUACUGGCUACUGCAGAAUCCAGACGUCGUUCUCGUUCACUACUUAAACGUUCCUUACCCGGACGGUGACGCGAAGCUAGCGGCGCUCCCACCGUGUCUCGCGCUGCCGCCAGACAAGAAGGAGUGGACGCGAGACGAGCUGGCUUCUCAACUUAGACCCAUGUUCCUCGGUGGUGAUGACGAUCCGAACAAUCCUCAUCUCACCCAACACUCGAAUCAUCCCGUCGACAUGAUAGUUUCUCAGCUGUUGGACAGGCAGCGGGCGAACUCCACUUCCUCCACCACCAGCACUCAGCUUGCGCCUAGGAGACUAACACCGGACAAUCAGGUUACUUCGACUACCGGAGGUCAGCAAUCAUCGACGACAGCCUCACCUGCGCCCCGCGUAUACUCGAGA
This is a messenger RNA of Nomia melanderi (Alkali bee), 653 nucleotides long. NCBI's taxonomy places the organism in Eukaryota, Metazoa, Arthropoda, Insecta, Hymenoptera, Halictidae. The record is from RefSeq and is a predicted model, not a curated record.